This is a messenger RNA of Paraphaeosphaeria sporulosa, 1902 nucleotides long. Its product is annotated as HLH transcription factor. The coding region runs from base 133 to 1812 and encodes 559 amino acids. The transcript is spliced from 2 exons. Gene Ontology annotation, biological process: regulation of transcription by RNA polymerase II. Gene Ontology annotation, molecular function: DNA-binding transcription factor activity, RNA polymerase II-specific; protein dimerization activity; RNA polymerase II cis-regulatory region sequence-specific DNA binding. Lineage: Eukaryota; Fungi; Ascomycota; Dothideomycetes; Pleosporales; Didymosphaeriaceae. The record is from RefSeq and is a predicted model, not a curated record.
CCUGCAAACCUUUGACUGCAUUCCGUAGUCAUUCGCUUGGACAAAGUAAGAGCGUUUCAGGUCAUUGAGACUCGGGACCAUUACCGGCUCGGCCUUAACAUCGCAUUCCACAACCCACUGUAACCUUCAGUAAUGCCACAGCCUACGGACGCCCUUUUCACUCCUCCAUCUUCCUACUCUCCUCAAAAGACCCUUUCGAGGUUGGACUUUCGCCCGGAUCCUUUCUCUGACGACACACUAGACCCAGACAUCUUUAACAUGGCCGGUAGUGGCUCGCCGACCCCUUACAUCAAAGAGGAGCACGACGACUUCACGCACAACAAUUUCAUCUCCCAAAGCGGUUUCAGCAUGAACUCGUUUGGUAAUCAGCAAUUCAGCGCACCCCACGAGAGUGGAAACGGUAUCAAUCCAUCUGACCUCACCAUGAGUGGGAGCAUGAACAUGAACAACCACUUCGGUGGCUCCAACGGCUACAUCGCCGGCGGUGCGGGCAUUGCAGAUGACGAGCUCGCAGAUUCGCUGGGCAACUUUGAACAGCACCAAGGAUUCGAUGCAUUUGGACAGAACGAACGUUCUCACCAGCAAGACUUCUUCCAGCCGAGUGGCAGCCAUGUCAUCGGCAGCCACCAAAACAUCAACCACCAGCUGUACUCCAACACCCCUGACGACGCUCCCAUUCAGAGUCCCUUUGUCAACCCCAACGGGUUCGACUUUAACCAAUAUCACAACCGACAUCCCAUGGGUUUCUCCGGUAGCAUGCAGGGCAGUCAGGCACGGCCACGCAUCUCCAUGAGCCGCCUUCCGUCCGACAACAGGAGCCCAAUGUCACCCAAGACUCCAGCCAUCAGCAAUCUGCACUUGGGCACGCCAGACUCAGGCAACUUUGGUUCUCAGCCCAUCAUGGCUUCCCGCAUACAUGGGCACAAGCCUAGUAUGUCGUCCACUCAAUGGGAUGGUACUCCAGGAAGCGGCCACUCCAACAGUUGGGUCGACUCGCCGAGCUCACCCCACGGCGGUAACCUACAGCAUCAUCAAAUCUCCGAGGUCAUGCACUCUGCCAAGCAUGCAUCUCUGCCCGCCAAAGUUGACAUCGGUCAGACGCAGGAUGCAAAAAAGCGUCGCCGUCGUGAAUCUCACAACCUUGUCGAGCGCCGUCGUCGCGACAACAUCAACGAGCGCAUCCACGAUCUUUCUCGACUUGUACCGCAGCAUCGUCUGGAGGAUGAGAAGAUCCGCAAGCACAUCAACAACAACGGCCCGCUCUCACCUACCUUGGGCGCCAGUGGCAUGUCGCCCCCACAAGCGACCUCGUUGUUGGCUGGCGGUGCCGGCAGACGAGCAGCUGGCAACAUCACGCAAGGACUGCCACUUGAAGAGAAAGACAAGGGCCCUAACAAGGGCGACAUCCUCAACGGCGCUGUCAGCUGGACCCGCGACCUGAUGUGGUUGCUCUACAAGAUGACCCAGGAGCGAGAUGAGAUGCAAGCUCGCCUGCAGCAGCUUUCGCCCGGAGAGAACUGGGAACCCGACCAGACUGAAGAAGUACGCCGUAUGCGCACGGAACUAGUGGACGCUGUGGAGAAGAACGGCUUCUCCACCUUCAAGUACUCCCGCGGCCCAGGGUCAGGACUCCGCGUUCCCAAGCACACCAACCUCGCCGGCGAGCCUCUCAAUCACACGCCGCAGAGCCUCAGCCCGGACAUGCAGAGCAACGGCAGCGGUUCGAACAUCAACGCGAACAACACGUCACAUCAAUACUGGACGAACCAGAGUCUGAAAGAAGAAGAUGAAAACUUCAUGGAACUCAACUAAGUCCAAGGAGUUGGCACCAUCUGUCCUCGGCAUCCUUCUGCAUCGUCCGCUUUCCUAUUGAUGAUACCCCCCGCGAUACCCCCAGCACGU